Molecule: messenger RNA, 4721 nt
Organism: Oryzias melastigma (Indian medaka)
Lineage: Eukaryota; Metazoa; Chordata; Actinopteri; Beloniformes; Adrianichthyidae
Gene: prlhr2a
Product: prolactin releasing hormone receptor 2a
Exons: 3
Coding region: 1654-2751 (365 amino acids)
Biological process (GO): G protein-coupled receptor signaling pathway
Cellular component (GO): plasma membrane; neuron projection
Molecular function (GO): neuropeptide binding; neuropeptide Y receptor activity
Source: RefSeq, a predicted model, not a curated record
CCUUUCAGGUUUGUCAACAGAAUAGCAUAUGUCAUGUUAGCAGAUGGAAUACCAAACUUUUUUUUUUUUUUUUUAUCUCUCGUUGAAUUUGCAGAAAAAAAAAAACGUCAUGCCCAGCUCAAAUGAAGGAAACUCUGUAGUUUCCUGCUGUAGAAGUUCCUUUUGUCAUUUUGUAGAGCAGAGCUUUGCAGGAACACAAGCAAGUACCUUUACCCAGAGAAAAAAAAACCCACAUCUUAAGGUUUUACUCCAAAAAACACCUCUCACCAGGUCUUAAUAUUAUGAAAAAAGCAACAUGUCUCAGUAAACAAACAGAGCUCAUAUGCAGAAAAAAGGUGUGAAAAACUUUGGAGUACUAUUGCUGUCGUGGGAACUGACAGAGUGAUAGCAGCUAGGUGCUAAUGGUCAUCCCAAAGUCUAUAAAGCUUCUGACAUUUUGCAGGUCUCUCCAGGGACGUUAAAACAACCCAAAGACAGAAAUUCAUCAGCAGUGAACUUAGUGAAUUCUGGCUGCCGAUCAAUAUGUCAGGAAGAAAGGGCAAAAAAAAAAAAAAAAAAAAAAAAACUUGCAGUCAGUUAUUUUGGAAGAGGGAAGAUUUUAAUCUUUGCAGGAUCAAAAGUCUAAAAAUUCAGUCUAAAAAAAAAGUCUAAUCAAAGAUUGGAUUUUGGAAUGCUCAAAGAAAUAAUAGAAAACUCAGAAAAUCCACCACUUAGAAUUUUAAAGGUUAAAGUUUCAAUAAAAAUGAAAAAAUUGUUUUUUUUUUAAAUUGGUCUUUGAUUUCCCUUGUUUCUGUAAUAUAAUGAAAAACAUCAAUUAUUAAAUCCAACUUUAUUUGUAGAACACUUUUCUGACGAAAAGUAGCUCGAAGUGAUUCACAUGCAAAAACAUUUUCCAAAUUUAAAAACCAAAACGCAAGACUAAAAUAUCACUGACAACACACGGCCACAGCUGUCUUAGCUCACUCCUACCUUGUUUUGGAGCAAAAAUAAAGUUAGAUUUGAUUUUUUUAUGACCCCCCCCUCCCAUUCUGUCACCUGAAAUGGUCUUUAGAAAGGUCACCUACUUUAUGUCAUCUGGUGUGCUCCUCUGCACUGGAGCCAGGCUGACGGUAACCUUUUGGUCAACAUUCAUAACAGAUUUACUCAGAUGUUUAUGGUUCCUGCUGGAGAGGCAGGAAUAGUCAUGGAUGCAUGCAAAUAUGAAAAAAUAGGUAUUUUUCCAUUCACACAUUUGCUGCAUCAGCAAGUUCCAGGUUGCAGUCUCAGCCAAAUACGUGAGAUGAAGUGAGAUGUUUUUCUUCUCCGUGUGGGGCUGUGGAGCUUAACUGCCACACUGAAGGCUGGACAAAAGCAAACACCCCCUUCAUACCCUCUUGAGCUGUCAGUCAAGUUUAAAGCAGCUAUAAAAGCCAGUCGUUUCCACCAGGCGGAUCUGUUGAUCUCCGACAGCCGGCUCUGCUGCUCCUCAGCGACUACAACAAACGGACAUAUCAACAAUGCUCACUUUCUAAAGAUUUACGCGCGCUGAUGGAAGUGUGAAGGCGGUGCGCGUGGCUGCCGCUCGGAGGCUCGUGCGCCUUUUUUACAAGAGGCGCGCGGAUUCUGCUGGAAGCUCCGCUCUAACGCUCUUCAGGUUGACAACACCCUGUCUGGAUGGAGUGCACGGCCAGCGGUUGGGGGUCUGAGCUCACCACGCUAUGUGCCAUGCAUGACGGCGGCGGGAACGACUCAGGUCCUGCAUUUGAGGUAGACCUGCAGAACAGCUCCUCCAAACGCAGCGCUCAGUUUGUGGGAGUGGAGCUGCUGCAGUCUUUCAAGCUGCUCAUCAUCCCCUCCUACACUGUGGUGGCUCUGGUGGGAAUCUUCGGCAACUACCUGCUCCUCUACGUCAUCUGCCGUUCCCGCAAGAUGCACAACGUCACCAACUUCUUCAUUGGAAACUUGGCUUUCUCCGACAUGCUGAUGUGCGCCACGUGGGUCCCCUUCACUCUGGCCUACGCCUUCAACCCCCACGGCUGGGUCUUUGGCCGUUUCAUGUGCUACCUGGUGUACCUCAUUCAGCCAGUGACGGUGUAUGUGUCCGUCUUCACUCUCACUGCCAUCGGUGUGGACAGGUACUACGCCACGGUGCAUCCACUGAAGAAGCGCAUCUCAGUGUUGGCGUGCACCUACCUGCUGUCUGGGAUCUGGUUGCUGUCCUGUGGCCUGGUGGCUCCAGCUGUGGCCCACACCUACCAUGUGGAGUUUAAAAAUGAAGGCUUCACCAUCUGCGAGGAGUUCUGGAUGGGUCAGGAAAGAGAGCGCCUGGCCUACGCCUACAGCACUCUUCUGAUCACCUACGUCCUUCCCCUGUCAACCCUCUGCAUCUCCUACCUGUGUAUCUCCGUCAAACUGCGGAGCUGCGUCGUACCUGGCCACCACACCCAGAGCCAGGCGGAGGCGCAGCGCAUGCGCAAGCGGAAGACCUUCCGCCUGGUGAGCCUGGUGGUGGCCGCGUUCGGCGUCUGCUGGAUGCCCAUCAGCGUCUUCAACGUCCUGCGCGACAUUGACAUUGAUUUGAUCGACAAGCGCUACUUCUUGCUCAUCCAGCUGCUGUGUCACCUGUGCGCCAUGAGCUCGUCCUGCUGUAACCCUUUCCUCUACGCCUGGCUUCACGACCGCUUCCGGGCGGAGCUGCGCAAGAUGUUCACGUGCCGUCGCCGCAUUGGCAUCUCAGCUAACAACUGCGCCACGGCCAGCGUGGUGCUGUGAACGGUCCUUAGGUUGACGUGCAUUCUAGUAACACUAAGGUGUAAUAAGAAUAAUGAUCAUCCAUGGACUUACAUUUACCUGUUGUUAACCACCAGGCUGAUCCGUGAAAACUCUGCUCAAGCUCACUAUUCCAGAAAUAGGUUGUUUUCCACACUGUCACAGUGUCUCUGUCAAACCGUGGUGUUUACAUUACUAACACUCAACCCGUCCAACGACAGCCUGACUGACUCAGAAGCAGGAGAAGGUGAGGAGCAGCCGCUGCUGACACCAGCAGACACCAGAUGUUCUCCAAACGUCUUCAGCACUUUUCCCCCAGCCUGAUAAAAGAGCAUAGAAACCCGCUGCCGUUCCAGAUGGGGAAUUUGUUUUCACAUUACACGCUCACAAAAGGGAAACCCAAUGGACCACAUCGCAUCUCAAACAGACAUUUGUCCAGGCAGCACAAACACACGUGGGAGUUUCUCCAAGACACAUUUGAGGGGACAACGCAAUCGCCUCCUACUCAGUGUUCUGCCGCCUGAUGGCCAGAGUUCGAAGUGCUAACCCGAACAGAUGUGUAACAGCUCCAAAUGGUCUAGAAUGAUUUAGAAUGAGACUAUUGAGUGUGUUUCUGCUGGUUGAUGGAAAAUAUGGUGUAAAAACGGUAUAGGAGCAUGGUAAAAAAUAAUAAAUAACCAAAACAGAAGGUAUGGAGGAACAGAAAGAACACAGUGUUUAGUGGAGGAUCUUUGCUGAGAGCAUUUUUGAAUGUCAGUAAUCAAAUCAUAACUGCUGACUCCAAAGUAUCUGAAACUAUUAACAAAAUGAAGUGCUUUGUUGUGAAUGGAGAUAAGAACUAGGCCGGGGGUGGUGCACCUGCAGAGGGAACCGUUUCUUUUUAUUCAGUUCCAGGAAGUUGUCAAAACACAGCUAGGACGAAUGAUUGAAUAAUAGAUUGGUGGCUCCUGCCACCAAGCAAUGCAAGGAUCACAGCUUCAUCUCAGAAUGCUGUAGAGGUAGAAGAGCUGAUUAAGUCAAAAAAAGGCCUUCAUGUGUAAAUGUUUGCUCAAAUGAAGCAAUGUUGGUUUGUGCAAAUAUUUUUUUUAAAGUAAGAAAAAUGUAUAAUGCAAACGGUGCUCUCAAAGCAAAUUAUGAAAAAAGCUUAAAUUGUAUUUAUUCCCGUCAAAUAACACUGGAUUGUUGCCAAAACAGGCCACGCCCAUUAUAAACACUGCUUCAGUUUAUAUAGUUUACAUGCUUAGAUACAUAUAACUAGACUAUUAUUUUUCACAUUGAGAUAGAAAUGUAGAUGUUUAGACAUAUAUUCAACAUGUCUCUCAGUUUAAGUAUGUGUAGUGGGUCUGGAUUUCUGCACAUUUCUAACUAGGGGCAGGAACAUCUCAGAUCUCUCCCAGACGGAAUCAAAGUGUCAACUGCAGGUCCAACAGAAAGCCGCUAAUGAAUACAACAAAUAUGUAUGUAGACUUUUUUUUCCACAUUUCAGUUGCAACAACUAAUGUAACAUAAUGUUAACAUACGUGGGAGAUUCUCAGCAGGAAGGAAACUAUUCUUGUAAACAUUAGUCUUAUUGUAAACUUUAAUCAACACCUGCUGUAUGGUGACAAAUCGGACCAAGAUUUCACCUGUGACCACAUUUAUGCUUUUAGUCGAUGGCCACAGGGGGCCAUUAGAGCUCAUUAUUUUUCCCCUCACAUCUCAAGAUCAUUUUAAAACGGCAAAGAUGACAACACAACUAUUUUGUUUUAAAGGUUUUAGCUCUCUGCAGAGCCAGAAAAAGGCUUUUUUUUUACCCAUUUUAAAAAGUUCCAACAUAAAUAUUAAUUUUGUUUUGAAAUAAUCUGCAUCUUGUAAAUAAAUUGAUUUAUUGUUUAUAUUUUUAAGUAUGUCUUUGUUGAUAUAUCAGUUGAUUUGAAAAUCUGAUGUGGAUUUUGUUGAAUGUUUGUUGAAAUAAACCGCAUCCUUGUUUUUAA